Messenger RNA from Dromiciops gliroides (monito del monte), 5846 nucleotides. Its product is annotated as transcriptional regulator ATRX-like. NCBI's taxonomy places the organism in Eukaryota, Metazoa, Chordata, Mammalia, Microbiotheria, Microbiotheriidae. The coding region runs from base 41 to 5740 and encodes 1899 amino acids. The record is from RefSeq and is a predicted model, not a curated record. Gene Ontology annotation, cellular component: nucleus. The transcript is spliced from 33 exons. Gene Ontology annotation, molecular function: ATP hydrolysis activity; ATP binding; ATP-dependent chromatin remodeler activity.
UUCUAGAUUAAAAACUGGAGCUCUGUGGUGAUCUUUUGCAAUGGAAAAUCUGGGUGAAGGUUGUGGUCAUUCUGAAGGAAUGGAACCCUUGAAGCCAACAUGCUUAAAAAGGAAACUUAAAGUUGUUAAAAAACAUGUUGACUCUGACAAUGGACAGAUUGUGGAUGAAUCUGUAAAUAAAUUUCAGUCAGGUGAAAAUUCAGAUAUUCAUGUUAUGAAAAGCUUUACUCAAGGUAAUUUGGUUGUACAAUCAGAAUCAGUGAUGAAGAAAGACAAGGAUAUUCAGCAGCCUGAAGUUAGCAAGAAAAGUAAAAUGAAAACUGAAGCUCUCAAAAAACAUGUUGGAGUAAGGCUACAUAGAAUUGUGAGUUGCACUGCUUGUGGACAACAGGUGAACCAUUUUCAGAAGGAUUCAGUAUAUAGGCAUCCUGCACUGAAUGUCCUUAUUUGUAAGAAUUGCUACAAAUAUUAUAUGAGUGAUGACAUAAGCUGUGAUUCUGAAGGAACGGAUGAGCAGUGCAGAUGGUGUGCAGAAGGUGGAAAUUUAAUUUGUUGUGACACUUGCCAUAAUGCGUUUUGCAAAAAUUGCAUUUGGCGCAAUCUAGGGCGAAAGGAGAUUUCAAAAAUAAUGGAUAAAAACAGUCAGUGGCAUUGCUAUAUUUGCCACCCUGAGCCUUUGUUAGAUUUGGUUACUGUAUGUGACAGUGUAUUUGAGAAUUUAUCACAACAGAAUAAAAAGAGUGGUAAGACAAGUGAACAUCCACAUAAAUUCCACCGUCCCACCAAAGAUGGAACUUGUACUGAAGAAAAACAUCAAUCAGAUGAUUCUUACUCUGAUUCUGUAACAUCAUUCAUGGUUCUAAAAGACUUGAUUAAAGAGACAAAGAAGUUGGUUGAGAACACUGCAAAUGUGAAGUCUAGUUUUAUGACUUUUUUGGAAGAAGCUGCCAGUAGUUCAGGAAUUAGCCCAGUUAUGAAGUUAAAUCAGUUGAAAGCCAUUAGAUCUGUGGUGAGUGAUAUAAAUAAGGCUCAUAAGACAUUAGAAGAAUGCUUGAACAAGGGGCUAAGAGGCUUGGAUGUUAGAGACAAGGAAGAAAAUAUUGAAGAAAGAAAAAAUGAGAAUGUUAAGAAAGAUACUAAAAUUAAAAAUGUAGAUGAAAACUACGAAGUGGAAAAUAAAGUUGUUAUGAAAACAGAAGAGUUUUUGCAUGAUAAAACUGAUUCAGAUAUAUUGAUUCCAACAGCAGUAACUGGUGAAGUUAAGAAUGAACAGUUUCAACUUCCCUGGACAUCUAAAUCUUUAGAUAUAGACAUUAUGCAUAUUCCUUUUUCAGGACCUGAACAUAUUUUUGAGAAUCUAGAAACUUCAGUAAAUAUCCAGAAGGAUGAAAAUACUGAAAUAUACAAGAACCCAGAAAAUGGCUCUUUAAAAACAAAUGAACCCUCAAAAGUUGGCAAAAGAAGGUUGAAGUUAAAGAUAUUAGCCAAAGAGACAAAGAAAUGUAUUAAGCUUUCUCCUGCUUCCAUAUCAGAUUCCUCACUGAAAGACUCUGUAAGUCAAGAGAAAAGAGAAGAGAAAUAUCAGCAGGAGACCAGUAUUACAGAAAUUAUUGAAGUCCUCAAGGAAAAGACUAUUCCUGAAAAUUACUCUGAAUUUUUUAGGGAAGAAACAGACCUUCAGCAAUCACCACUUAUAAAAUCAACACCUUUAAUUGGACAAAUAGAAAAGGACCUUGUUACAUCUAACUCAGAAGAAAGUGAUGAAAACUGUAAAGCAGAAUCAUCAGGACUGUGGGAAAAAAAAGGUAGACAAAAUUCUUUGCCUCAUGUUGAAGAAAAGUUCAAAGAAUCCAGUUCAGAUUCAGAUGAAAAGUCAGUUAUGUGCAAAGAGUCUGCUGAGGUGAAUAAGAGUUCUUCAGGGUCAGAUACUGAUUUAAAAUCUGACAGUAUUCAAAAGAAAGUUGUAUCUAAGGCAAAACAUCACAAGCUUAAAUGUGAUAAAGCAAAACAAAAAAAAGACUCCACUUCUGAUUCAGGUGAUGAUGAUAAAAAAAGAAAAGCCUCUAAAUUUUCCAUUGCAGAAGAUGCCAAGAAACAGCAGAAUGAAAAUGCUUUUGUAUCCUCAUCUUCUGACAUAUAUGACAGUGAUAAAUCUCUAAUGACAGUUAUGGAAAAUACUGAUGCAUCAAAUACUGGAUAUUUUCAGUUGCCAGGUAAUGAAAUAAACCCUGUGUUUGCUCCUGUCUUAAUGGAAGAUGAUGAUCCUGAGAAUAGAAUUGCUAAGAAGAUGAUCUUAGAAGAAAUCAAAGCCAAUUUUUCCUCAGCUGAAAGUGAAGAAUCAGAUGGUGUUAAAAAAAGUACUGAAAAGAAAAAUGAAAGCAAUACAGGAAGUGAGGGGAUUUAUGAAAAAAGCAAUUUGGAAUCUAAUUCAGACUCUGAGGAAACUAAAAAGCUUAAGUAUUCAAGCCCAUGGGUUACACACGAUCUAAAUAUACGGGAUGGUGAAUCUACGGAAGAGACAAAAGAAAGAAAACACAGAAAGAAGAGAAAAGGACUUGUUGUUACUGAAGACAUCCCUGAAGUUGAAGAUCAACAACCAGGGACAAGGUUAACAAAAAACAUAAAGGUAGAGGAAAAUCAACGAAGUUAUAAACAGAAGAAGAAAAGGAAACACAUUAAAGUAAAGGAGAUUUUUUCAAGUGAAAAUAAUGAGAGCAGUUCUGAAAAUGAUGAAUCAAAGUCACCAGGAAAAGGUAGAAAGGAAAUUAGAAAUAUCCUUGAAGAUUAUAAAUUAAAAAGAGAAACACAGAAAGCACUUAAAGAAGAAGAGAGGAGGAGAAAGCGUCUUGCUGAAAAAGAGCAAGAAAGAGAAAAAUUAAGAGAGGUGGCAGAUAGUUAUACGUCAUUAGCUAAGUGUCCAGUAACAAUCAAACUUGUCUUAGAUGAAGAUGAAGAAACCAAAGAACCCUUGGUCCAGAUUCAUAAAAACCUGAUUACCAAAUUGAAACCUCAUCAAAUAGAUGGUGUUCAGUUUAUGUGGGAUUGUUGUUGUGAAUCUGUAAGGCAAACAAAGAAAUCAGAAGGCUCAGGAUGCAUUCUUGCCCACUGUAUGGGUCUUGGGAAGACACUACAGGUGGUGACUUUUCUUCAUACAGUUCUCUUAUCUGAAAAAUUGGAUUUUACCACAGCUUUAGUGGUUUGUCCUCUUAAUACUGUCCUCAAUUGGAUAAAUGAAUUUGAGAAAUGGCAAGAGGGAUUAGAAGAUGAUAAAAAACUUAAGGUAUCUGAAUUAGCAACUAUGAAACGCCCUCAAAACAGAAGUCAUUUACUACAGGAAUGGCAAGACAAUGGUGGUGUAAUGAUCAUUGGAUAUGAAAUGUACCGAAAUCUUGUACAAGGAAGGAAUGUGAAGAGUAGAAAAUUAAAAGAAGUAUUUAACAAAACUCUUGCUGAUCCAGGCCCAGAUUUUGUUGUUUGUGAUGAAGGACAUAUACUAAAAAAUGAAGCUUCAGCUGUAUCCAAAGCUAUGAAUUCUAUUCGUUCAAAAAGAAGAAUUAUUUUAACAGGAACACCUCUACAAAAUAAUCUGAUUGAAUAUCACUGUAUGGUUAAUUUUAUCAAAGAGAAUCUGCUUGGUUCUGUUAAGGAAUUUAGAAACUGGUUCAUAAAUCCAAUUCAAAAUGGCCAGUGUGCAGAUUCCACCAUGGCAGAUGUUCAAAUAAUGAAAAAGCGUGCCCAUAUUCUCUAUGAAAUGUUAGCUGGCUGUGUUCAGAGAAAGGAUUAUACAGCAUUAACAAAGUUUUUACCUCCAAAAUAUGAGUAUGUAUUGGCAGUAAGAAUGACUUCUAUUCAGUGCAAGCUUUACCAGUACUAUUUGGAUAACUUAACAGGUACUAGAAGUAGUAGUGAAAAGGGAAGAGGAAAGACAGGAGCAAAACUCUUCCAGGACUUUCAAAUGUUAAGUAGAAUUUGGACUCAUCCAUGGUGCUUACAGCUGGACUAUCUUAGCAAAGAAAAUAAGGGGCAUUUUGAUGAAGACAGGGUGGAUGAAUUCAUACCAUCAGAUUCUGAUGAAACCUCAAUGAGUUUAAGUUCAGAAGAUUAUCCUAAAAAAAAAAAGUCCAAAGGGAAAAAAUAUACUAGCUCAAGUGGAAGCGAUGAUGUAGAAGUAAUUAAAGUAUGGAAUUCAAGAUCCAGAGGUGGAGGGGAAGAAAAAAAGAGUGAACUGGCCAGCACUUCAUCUGUGACCGUAAAACAAGAAGAAAGAAGAGGAACAUACUUUUCACAUCCAGGUAGCCCUUCUCCAUACUGGUACAAAGAUUUUAUUACAGAUUCUGAUGCUAAAGUGUUGGAACAUUCUGGAAAAAUGGUUCUUCUUUUUGAAAUUCUUAAAAUGGCAGAGGAGCUUGGGGAUAAAGUGUUGGUGUUUAGCCAGUCUCUCAUAUCUUUGGACUUAAUUGAAGACUUUCUUGAACUGGGGAGUAGAGAAAUGUCAGAUGAUAAAGACAACCCUCAAGUUUAUAAAGGUAAAGGAAAAUGGUUUCGCAACAUUGAUUAUUAUCGAUUGGAUGGUUCUACAAGUGCACAGUCAAGAAAGAAAUGGGCCACAGAGUUUAAUGAUGAAACUAAUGUGAGGGGCCGACUAUUUAUUAUUUCUACCAAAGCAGGGUCUCUUGGAAUUAAUCUGGUAGCUGCUAAUCGAGUAAUCAUCUUUGAUGCCUCUUGGAAUCCAUCCUUUGAUAUUCAGAGUAUUUUCAGGGUUUAUCGUUUUGGUCAAAAUAAACCUGUCUUUGUAUACAGGUUUUUAGCUCAGGGAACCAUGGAAGAUAAGAUCUAUGAACGUCAAGUAACCAAGCAAUCACUCUCUUUUCGGGUCAUUGAUCAACAACAAGUUGAACGCCAUUUUACUAUGAAUGAACUGAUUGAACUUUAUACAUUUGAACCAGACUUAUUAGAUGAUCCUGAUUUAGAAAAGAAGAAAAAGAGGGACACUCCUAUGUUGCCAAAGGACACAGUCCUUGCAGAAUUGCUUCAAAUACAUAAAGAAUACAUUGUAGGGUAUCAUGAACAUGAUUCUCUUUUGGACCAUAAAGAAGAAGAAGAACUGACUGAGGAGGAGAGAAAAGCAGCAUGGGCAGAAUAUGAAGCAGAAAAAAAGGAACUGCCUCUGCAUUUCACUUUGCCCAAUAUCAUUUUCAGCUCUGAGCCUCCAUUUAUUCCUUUUGAUAUGGAAGCGCUCUCAUCAAUGAGCCAUCAACAAUUGGAAGAUCUUAUUAAUCAGGGAAAAGAAAAACUAGCAGAAGCCACCAACAAUGUGGCUUCAAUAAGGAUUCAGUCUCUUGAAGAGAUAAUCUCAGCUAUAUGGAAAGAAAAUAUACAUUUGACAAAAGCUCAAGUUCAUUCCUUGGCAUUAAGUAAGCAAGCCAGCCAAGAACGAGAUGCUAAGCACAGAGAAGCCAUCUACAAUGAUGUAUCAAUAAGACAACAAAUGUUAAUAAGCUGUGUCCAGCAGAUACGAAUGAAUAGAAAUCUUCUGAGACAAUAUAGUGAAGAAAUGUUAAAUCAAGAAGAAACUUCAACUUACCACCCUGUGAUGCCAGAGCCUCCAAAUCUAGUCAUAAAUCCCUCCAGUUACCUGCAUAUUGAUGUGAAAGGAAUGUAUCAGCCAGUUGCUAGUGGCAUGGAAUCAUCACUAAUAAGAAGCAAGAAUCCAAAAGCUUCCCACAGGAAAUCAAUGUGAUUUUGCUCUAAAAUAUUGAAUGUAUUAUAAAAAUUGACAUUUUAGGAAUCACUAGCUUAAUGGAAAACAAAUGUGUUAAUACUUUGUUUCCUGUAAAUGUCAAGUU